This is a messenger RNA of Eutrema salsugineum, 2240 nucleotides long. RefSeq names its product protein FAR1-RELATED SEQUENCE 8. Gene Ontology annotation, molecular function: zinc ion binding. The transcript has 2 exons. The record is from RefSeq and is a predicted model, not a curated record. Lineage: Eukaryota; Viridiplantae; Streptophyta; Magnoliopsida; Brassicales; Brassicaceae. Bases 62 to 2158 code for a protein of 698 amino acids. Gene Ontology annotation, biological process: regulation of DNA-templated transcription.
CGAUUUGUUGGGUGAAAAAAGAGGAGGGGGCAAAGUGUGAAAGAGUUGCAGGCGACGAACGAUGAUCGGCGAUAGCGUCUACUCACCGCCCGACCAGAGCUCUAAUCUCUGCAUCACGAUGGAAGAGCGGUCUCAGUGCAGCGAGCACGCAGAGGACCUUGACCCUACUGACCUGGAAAACGACCUUGACCUUGAUAAUGAUUGUCGAGGAUUGCUUGAAAUCGCAAGUAACAGAGAAACUCCUUUUGCUGCCGACUGUGAGAGUAAUGAGGAAUCCCAGUCCCAGCCCAAGUGUUUGAUGCCUCCUGCGACAGGAAUGGAGUUCGAGUCGUACGAUGAUGCUUACAGUUACUACAACUCCUACGCAAGGGAGCUCGGUUUUGCCAUCAGGGUUAAAUCUUCCUGGACUAAGCGUAACAGCAAGGAGAAACGCGGUGCUGUUUUGUGCUGCAACUGUGAAGGUUUCAAGAUGGUUAAAGAAGCAAACACCCGCAGGAAGGAGACCAGAACGGGUUGCCAGGCUAUGAUACGCCUAAGACUCAUUGACUUUGAUCGAUGGAAAGUUGAUGAAGUCAAGCUCCUCCACAACCACUCUUUCGAUCCUGAGAGAGCUCACAACUCCAAGUCUCACAAGAAGACCUCUACCAAAAGGAAACCAGAACCCCCUGUCGACGUUCAAGUCCGGACCAUCAAAUUGUAUAAAACCCCUGCCAUUGACACACCAAACUCUAGCGGGGAGACGAGCCACCGCAACCAUGAUCACCUCCAUUGCUCAAGGCGUUUGGAGAUCAGAGGAGCCUUUAGUGCCUUGCAGGAUUUCUUCUUCCGGAUUCAGCUUACCAACCCCAACUUUCUUUACUUGAUGGAUCUCGGCGAUGACGGGAGUCUGAGGAAUGUGUUCUGGAUUGACCCUCGAGCUAGGGCUGCAUACUCUCACUUUGCCGAUGUAGUUGUGUUUGACACAACAUGUUUAUCAGAUACAUACGAGCUUCCCCUUGUUGCAUUUGUUGGAAUAAACCACCAUGGAGAUUCGAUUUUACUGGGCUGUGGUUUGGUUGCUGACCAGAGCUAUGAGACCUACGUCUGGCUCUUCAGAGCGUGGCUAACGUGCAUGUUAGGCCGUCCACCCCAGACCUUCAUCACAGAGCAGUGCAAGGCAAUGCAGAGUGCAGUCUCUGAAGUUUUUCCAAGGGCUCAUCAUCGGCUUAGCUUGACCCACGUCUUGCAAAGCAUCUUUCGGAGCGUUGUCGGACUACAAGAUUCUGAGGCCUUCCGUCUGGCACUGAACAGAGUCGUCUACAGUUUUCUCAAGGUCGAAGAAUUCGAAGUAGCUUGGGAAGAGAUGAUCCUUCGGUUUGGGCUGACAAAUCACGAGACGAUCCAGCGCUUGUUUCAAGAUCGAGAACAAUGGGCUCCAGUUUACCUCAAAGAUACAUUUUUGGCUGGGGAGCUGAUUUUUCGAAUGGGAAAUGCGGCAGCCCCGUUCAUCUUCAGUGGCUACGUUCACCGGGGCACAUCCCUGACAGAAUUCCUUCAAGGGUACGAAUCUUUUCUGGAUACAAAUUACACAAGUGAAGCCUUGCGUGAUUCAGAGUCCUCAAAGUUAAUCCCUGAGCUCAAAACAGCGCACCCGUACGAGUCUCAGAUGGCAAAGGUGUUCACAAAGGAGAUAUUUAAAAGGUUCCAAGAGGAGGUCUCGGCAAUGUCUUUAUGUUUCGGAGUAACGCAGGUCCACUCAAACGGGCCAGCCUCCUCGUAUGUGGUGAAAGAGCGGGAUGGAGAGAAGGUGAGAGAAUUUGAGGUCAUCUACGAGACAAGUGCAGCAGCACAAGUACGUUGCUUCUGUGUCUGUGGUGGUUUCAGCUUCAAUGGGUACCUGUGCAGACACGUCCUCCUUCUACUCAGCCAGAAUGGCUUGGAGGAAGUCCCGUCUCAGUAUAUACUGCAACGGUGGCGCAAGGAUGUGAACCGUCUCUAUGUGGCUGAUUUCGGGUCAGGCAGUGUGGACAUAAUAAAUCCGGUUCAAUGGUGUGAGCAUUUGCACAGAAGAGCAAUGCAGGUUGUUGAACAAGGGUUGAGAUCGAAAGAGCACUGCGCAGUUGCCUUGGAAGCUUUUAAAGAGAGUGUGAAUAAGGUUAACCUUUUGACAACAGAGUAGCCUUCUUAGACGGCUUACUGCUGUUCUGUCUUCUGUACGACCUGACUGGAAUCUAAUGUAUUAAUAAUCUUUAAGCAGCCUU